CCUCGGCUCCUGCUCCCAGUCAGCGCAGCUCUCUCCUGCGGCUGCGGAGGGACGAGAGCUGAUGAUACAACUGGGUCACUUUUCUCCGGUUGUACUUUCACUUCGACAGGAUGAAAACUGCGCUUGUUAUCGUUUUGGCUAUCCUUGCAGAAACUGUAGCGCUUCCAUUAGGAAAAGAGGGACAGAGAGAAGAUGUGGUAGCACGAUGUCUGGUUGAAGUCUUGUCCAAGGCGCUCUCCAAGCCGGACAUUCAUUUGGAUCAGGAAUGCAAAGAUAUUCUCCAAGCAGGGGUUAAAUAUGCUCCAACGAACAAAAAGAAUGUUGAGGCGAUUGUAACUCAGGAGGAUAUCUCUCACGCUGGGGAACCUACGGCAAAGACAGCAGAUGUCAAAGACAUCGAGGCACUCCUGAAAUCUGUUGAGAAAAAGAGGGAAACCCCUGAAGAUGAGCAGAACCAGGAAUCAUGGAGUGUGACAGAGAAGAGGGACGGGAAUAAUGAGGAAGAAAUACGGGAGAAAAGGAGUGGCUGGAGGCCUGGAAGAUUCCACCAGAGGAAGAGCAAACGAGGAGAGGAAGAUUAUGAGCGGAGUCAGGAGAGUUGGGGAGAGGUAGAAAGGAGGUCAGAGGACGGUGAAGAGGACGAAGAGAGUGAAGAACGAGAGAAGAGAAACUGGAGGCCUGGAAGGCACCACCAAAGAAAACACAAGCGGGAUGAGGAAGAUGGGGCAGAGCCAGAGGAGGACCGCAGUCAAGAGUACUGGGAUGUUGACAAAAGGCAGGAGGAUGAGGAGAGAGAUGAGCGCAUAUGGAAACCCACGCAUCGCUAUCAUCACAAGAAAAAGCUCCACAAACGUAGCAAUGAACCUUUAGAGGGUGAGGAAUAUGAAGACCGCAGUCAGGAAUCGUGGGAUAUUGACAAGAGGGAGUGGAGGACUGGCAGACAUCACCAAACAAGGCACAAGCGUGAUGAGGAGCUUUCAGACGAAGAAAAGGAAGAACCUAAUGAAGAACAGAGCCAGGAAUAUUGGGAUUUUGAUACUGGCAGAGAGAAGAGGACAUGGAGGCCUGGCAGGCAUUCACAAAGGAGGCACAAACGUGAUGAGGCUCUUACAGAGGAAGCCAGGGAAGAACCAGAUGAAGAUCGGAGCCAGGAAUACUGGGACUUUGAUAGUGGAAGAGAGAAGAGGGACUGGAGGCCUGGCAGGCAUUCACAAAGGAGGCACAAACGUGAUGAGGCACUUCCAGAGGAAGCCAGGGAAGAACCAGAUGAAGAUCGGAGCCAGGAAUACUGGGACUUUGAUAGUGGAAGAGAGAAGAGGGACUGGAGGCCUGGCAGGCAUUCACAAAGGAGGUACAAACGUGAUGAGGCACUUCCAGAGGAAGCCAGGGAAGAACCAGAUGAAGAUCGGAGCCAGGAAUACUGGGACUUUGAUAGUGGAAGAGAGAAGAGGGACUGGAGGCCUGGCAGGCAUUCACAAAGGAGGCACAAACGUGAUGAGGCACUUCCAGAGGAAGCCAGGGAAGAACCAGAUGAAGAUCGGAGCCAGGAAUACUGGGACUUUGAUAGUGGAAGAGAGAAGAGGGACUGGAGGCCUGGCAGGCAUUCACAAAGGAGGCACAAACGUGAUGAGGCACUUCCAGAGGAAGCCAGGGAAGAACCAGAUGAAGAUCGGAGCCAGGAAUACUGGGACUUUGAUAGUGGAAGAGAGAAGAGGGACUGGAGGCCUGGCAGGUUCCACCAGAGGAAACAUAAGCGCAAUGAAGAGCUUGGAGAGGACGGCAUGGAAGAAUCAGAGGAAGAGCGCAGUCAGGAAUAUUGGGAUUUCGAUAAAAGAGAAGAGAAUGAAGAUGGAGAGAUAGAAAAGCGGAUUUGGAAGCCCACACACCGAUACCACCAUAAGAGAAGACUUCACAAGCGAGGAUCAUCAGAGGACGAGAUGGGGCAGAGGGGAGAUUCGGAAGAGAACACAGUAGAAGGAAUAGACAGAGAUGAAGCUUUAAGGUAUCUGGCUGAGAAGCGCAAUCCCUGGAUUAAUAAAGGCUAUUACCACCCUGCGUGGUUUAAAAGAGAUUCAGAUGAACAACCAGCAACAUCAACGAAGAUGGAUGAACUGACCAAAGUGCUGAGUUACAAGUUAAACCAGCUGGCUAACCACUCCACUAAUGAGGAGGUGAAGAGGAGCUCACAGCAGAGAACGCUCACUCCACAGGAGGAGAAAGAGCUGGAAAACCUGGCAGCAAUGGAUAUGGAGCUGCAGAAAAUCGCAGCCAAGUUGCAUGACAAGGCUGCAUAAUCCUAGAGCAUUUUACUACUGUCUGUGAAUAAUGCCAAGUUAUUGUUUGUAUGCCAAUUUAAUGUGCUUAGUCUUAAAAUGAAACAAAAAUAAUGCAAGAAGGCUUGCAACACCUUACCUGCUUUAUUAAAUGUUUUUGUGAUGUUGCGUCUAAUUAAACAGCAUGGGAAAGGCUUGGAUGUUUAUAGAUGUUUAGUGAAAAUAUCAUCUUAUACAAAUUAUUGCAAUGUAUUCAAGAGCUCACUCUGUUUGCACUCAAUAAAAAGGAGUUAUCCUGGGACCAAAUAAAA
Molecule: messenger RNA, 2584 nt
Organism: Girardinichthys multiradiatus
Lineage: Eukaryota; Metazoa; Chordata; Actinopteri; Cyprinodontiformes; Goodeidae
Gene: chgb
Product: chromogranin B
Exons: 7
Coding region: 111-2294 (727 amino acids)
Cellular component (GO): secretory granule
Source: RefSeq, a predicted model, not a curated record